This is a messenger RNA of Achroia grisella, 968 nucleotides long. RefSeq names its product CKLF-like MARVEL transmembrane domain-containing protein 4. Bases 223 to 759 code for a protein of 178 amino acids. The record is from RefSeq and is a predicted model, not a curated record. The transcript is spliced from 4 exons. Gene Ontology annotation, cellular component: membrane. Lineage: Eukaryota; Metazoa; Arthropoda; Insecta; Lepidoptera; Pyralidae.
AAUAUCAAACAAAAUAGUUCUCAGAAUUUAAUUAUGUGCGUCUGAACUUAAACAUAUUUUUUUCUAUGAUGUAAACAAAGUGUUAUCAAUUAUCAAAACACAAUUUUUGCGCUAAUAUGACUCACUAAUGUUUUAUACAGGAUUCAGUGUAAUCGUGUGACGGUGAGAGAGACUUCCAGUAUUUGUUUUAUACGGUUUGUUUCUACAUGGUGAACUGUCACAAUGGCAUACCCCAGCCAACCACCUGCACCCCCGACAAUGGGCUCUGCAAACACAGUGUUCAAUACUCAGGUGCGAUUUGAUCCAUCGUACCUGAAGACUUCAUCGGGCAUCAUCAAAGUUGUUCUUGUUGUGUUCAGCUUUAUUGCCUUCGUCUGCGUCCAAGCGUCGGCGUUCUGGUCGAACGGUCGCGGCGUGUUCUUCAACUUCGUAGCCGCCCUCGCGUUCCUCUACUCGGGCGGCAUGCUGCUGCUGUACAUGUUCCACGUGGUGGAGAAGUACCACAAUGUGAAGUGGCUUAAGAUCGAAAUGAUCGUGUCUGUGAUAUUCGUGUUUCUGUACCUGAUUGUGUCGACCAUUGCUGUCGCUUUCGGUUCGCCGGCAUUCUCUGCUGCUGGGUUCUUCGGAUACUUGUCAAUGGCUCUGUAUGGAUUCGAUGCGUUCAUAAAGGCGAAAGCGUUGAAAGCAGGCCAACUCGCUCAAGGUCACCAAACGGUCAGCAAGCAAGUCCACAUGGUGACGCCACCAGCGCUACCAUAACAGGAAACCGAGGAUCGAUGGUAGACAACAUCAUCGAUCAGUUAUAGCGUCCCAUGUGUAUGGUAGGUAUCCUAGAAAUCGAACCAUUUAUUUUUGUGCCCUCAAAAAGUUAUAACUACAUUUUUGGUAGUUAUGAUCAUGAAAGGAUUGCUCAUUCGUUAGUUAGAAAUAUAAAAUCUUCUAUUAUGUAAUCCUAUUGUUGAUAGUUC